CCGUGAUGUCACUUCCUGCCAGCUCCCCCUCCCCCCAUCACCCAGCGCUUCCUGCCUCGGCCCCACAGCCCCCCGCUCGGGGCACCGGGACCCCCCCCUGGCCCUACGGGGACCCCCUGAGACCCCUGACUCUCCAUAGUGGCCCCCAGCCCCACCGCCCUCACAAGGCCUGGGGAAGCCCCAGCCCCAGGACAAUUCACAGACGCCUCCCCGCAGCCCCAUAGGGCCUCCCCGGCCCCAUAGCAGUUUCUUGAGCCCCAUAUCGCACCCCCAGCCCCAUAGCAUCCCCCACCCCCGGCCCCAUAGGGAGCCCCUGAGAGGCGCCGUGGGGCGCGGGGGGCGGCGAUGUCCCGUGGGGCGGCCGAGGGGGCCCCCGCGCCCCCCGGCCCCCCCCCAGCGCCGCCCCCCGGGCGCCCCACGGUGUAUGUCCUGCUGGAGGGCCCCAGCGCCCCUGACACUCUCCGGCUGCUCAGCGUGAGCUCAGUGCUGCCUGAGUCCGGGAUCGUGGCUGACAUUGAGUGGGAGCCGCCUGGUGGGGGGACCCCCGGGGACACCCCCAGUGACCCCACCGGGGACCCCCCUGGAGACACCCCUGGCACCCCUGCCGAUGCCCCCGGCACCUUCUACUGCCUGAAGAGCCAGCCUCUGCCCCAGAGCACCGGGCCGGCCCCCUCAUCGGCCAUGGCAGCCCCUCCUGCUGCCCCCCCCUCCUCCCGGGUGCUGCUGCGGCAGCAGCUGAUGCGGGCGCAGGCACAGGAGCAGGAGCAGAGAGAGAGGAGGGGCCCCCCCGGUCCCCCCCCAGCCCCUGGCCCCUCGCCUGCCAUUGCCGUCGGCGCCCCACCGGCCCGGGCGCCCCCCCAUGUGCCUCCUGAGGUUCUCAAGGUGCAGACCCACCUGGAGAACCCCACGCGCUACCACCUGCGGGCGGCCCAGCGGCAGCAGGUCCGGCAGUACCUCACCUCCGCCCUGGGUCGUGGCCCCCCUGGCCCCCCCAGCCCGCCGGGGCCCCCCCCGGCCCCCCCUGCCCCCCACAGCCCCCUCGCCCUGCUCCACAUCGGCCCUGGCUCCGAGAAGGAGAUUGAUGACGUCAUCGAUGAGAUCAUCAGUCUGGAAUCCAGCUAUGAUGACCUGCUCAGCUUCGGUCCAGCCGAGGGUGGCCUCCAGCUCCCAAACACGCUGCCCGCCCCUGCACCCCUCCUGGAGGUGUUCAGCCCCCCACCGGGUGGCAGCAGUUCCUGCCCCGCCGAGCUGCCCCGCGUCAAGGCUGAGCUCUCCGAAACGGAGGCGAAGGCGCUGCUGAAGGAGCGGCAGAAGAAGGACAACCACAAUCUGAUCGAGCGGCGCCGACGGUUCAACAUCAACGACCGCAUCAAGGAAUUAGGGACCCUCAUUCCCAAAUCCAACGACCCGGAGAUGCGCUGGAACAAGGGCACUAUCCUGAAGGCCUCAGUGGAUUAUAUCCGCAAGCUGCAGAAGGAGACACAGCGUUCCCGUGAGCUUGAGCUGCACCAGCAGCGCCUGGAACAGGCGAACCGCAGCCUCCAGCUCCGUGUCCAGGAGCUGGAGCUGCAGGCACAGUUGCACGGGCUCCCCCUGAGCCCUCCAGCGGCUGAGGGGGGGUGCGAGGAGGCCCCCGGGGGGCCCCCCUUUCCCCCAGGGGGCCCCCCCACUCCCCAGUGUCUCCUGGACCUGGCACUGGCCGACGACCUACCCCCUGGGCUGGGCCUGCCCCUCGGCCUGGGGGGGGCUGAAGGGAGCUUGGAUGACAUUCUGAUGGAUGAUAGUGGGGGGCUGUCGCCCCUCGGCCCCCCAGGCGCCCUCCUUGCCUCCCCCGGCCCCUCCCGUGCCUCCAGCCCCCGCAGCAGCCUCAGCAUGGAGGACGAGUCCUGAGCGCUGCCCCUCUGAGGACCCUUGGGCGCCACCCUUUUAAGGACCCUCCCCGCCACAUGCCCCUUUGAGGGACCCCCUCACACCCCAGAGCCCCCCCCCCACCCCCAACACCCUAUUGCGUGUUUCAGGUGGGGGCCACAGGGUUCCAUCUGAAGGCCUUUAAAAGGGGCGAGCCCUUCUUAAAGGUGGCACUGACCUUUUCAGGUGUUGGCUCUGUGUUGCCCUUUUAAGGCGCCGUUUGGUGGGGCCCUUUAAAGUCCCUCGGCUGGGCAUGGCCCUUUUAAGGGGUUGGCCCCAAUUAGGUGUGGCCCUUUUAAGGUGUCUCCUCAGCCCCGCCCCAGGGGAAAGCCCCGCCCUUCAGGGAGAGCCGUCCCCGCCCCCGGCUGGCCCAGCCCCUUCCCAGCUCUCCCUCAACCAGCGGGCUCCUGGGGGCUGGGCCCUCAGGCACAAAGCCCCGCCCUCCCCGCUGUCACUCACACGCCCCGCCCACCGCAUUAACGCCUCCGUUCCGCCCUCGUUCAGAGGCCCCCCCCACCGGCCCCACUUAACAGGGGCCGCUCACCCCGAUUUUGUACGGAAAUUGUGGGAAAUAAACGUUUGUUACCGCGGA
Phalacrocorax carbo (great cormorant) is the source of this 2500-nucleotide messenger RNA. The record is from RefSeq and is a predicted model, not a curated record. NCBI's taxonomy places the organism in Eukaryota, Metazoa, Chordata, Aves, Suliformes, Phalacrocoracidae.